UUUUCAGAACUUCAAAUACAAAAAACCAUGAGUGUCGCACACAACAAAAAAGGACUUUUUCGCAGAUCUCAAAGCACCCGGAGCCCACCGGAACAUUCUCCACCGUGUUCUCCACUAAUUCGUCGUCAACGCCCUGCAACACUUUACGUGAAACAUUCUCCACGAGCCAGCCACGUGGCACAGUUCCCAAUCAAGAAAAUCUCAAUUCCCACGGUUAACGUGCACAAAAUGUCCUUGACAAAUGCAGAAUGUUUAACAGUACAUCAACAAAUUCCACCACAACAGCAGCAGCAACUUUACCCAAAUUCAAUGGUUCCUCCAUCCGACCGUUUCACCAGAAGUGCAUCCUCAUCACCAAGACGGGGCGGAGCUAAUGGGGGUGGAGCCGUAGUUGUGGGUCCCGAUGGACAAUUGAGACGCCGCGAGUCAGUGCUCCAAAUGCUCAAUAGAAUCUGGAAAAGUGAUGAGUGUACCCGAAGACCGUCGGUUCAAAAGUCAAACGCAUUGGAUGUGCCAACAGAACCCCUGUCCCGGCAAUUGUCCCUGUCCGACACCAAUGUGACACCGCAAAUAAGCAGAUGUGCCAAGUUGAACCUUUCUGUGAAACAGAAAAAAUUGUUGAGGCAAAGUUUCAAUGCGAUGAAUUCGGGCGGCACAUUCCUCAAACUCAUGGAGAAAAUUUUCAGACGCCUCGAGACAAAGUGCCCAGAUAUGAGAUCGAUAUUUCUCACUACCGCAUUCGUGAACUCACUGAGCCGCGAACGCCAGACUCCGCCCCUUGUAAAGACGGAAUAUGACCACUGUAAAUGUAUGGUUGGAAUAUUCGAGAGACUUAUUGAAAAUUUGGAAAAUAUUAACGAGCAGUUGACGAUGAUACGGCAUUAUGGAGAGAAACAUGCUCAGAUGGCUGAAAGUGGGUUCACUGGAGCGAUGAUUGAGCAAUUUGGAGAGAUUUCGGUUUUCGUGAUCGGCUCGCAAGAUGUCGUAAAAUUUAAUCACGAGACUGUAAAAGCCUGGAGGCUCCUGUUGGCCUGUGUAACUGACGAGAUGAAGGUCGGAUUCGACAGAAUGUCACGUAUAAAUGGCCGCCGAAACAGCUGCAAUCCGCCAAGUACAGUACCCAGUGGGAAUUGAGUUGCGCGUCGGAUGUGGUGUAUUUGGUGUGUGUACACCGUCACGUUACAUUGCACUGAAAUAAAUUUAUUAUUUUAUUUUAUUUUUCCUCUUUUUUUACCGAAUUUCGUGAUUUUUCGGGUGUUUUCAUGUAAAAACAUUGAAUAAAUAUAUUGGAAUUAA
Molecule: messenger RNA, 1296 nt
Organism: Caenorhabditis elegans
Lineage: Eukaryota; Metazoa; Nematoda; Chromadorea; Rhabditida; Rhabditidae
Gene: glb-29
Product: Globin domain-containing protein
Exons: 10
Coding region: 28-1134 (368 amino acids)
Molecular function (GO): oxygen binding; heme binding
Source: RefSeq, marked reviewed